Messenger RNA from Phacochoerus africanus (Common warthog), 1663 nucleotides. Its product is annotated as basic proline-rich protein-like. The coding region runs from base 1 to 483 and encodes 160 amino acids. Lineage: Eukaryota; Metazoa; Chordata; Mammalia; Artiodactyla; Suidae. The record is from RefSeq and is a predicted model, not a curated record. The transcript is spliced from 5 exons.
AUGGGGCUGUCCAAAAAAGGGGGCCCAAGACCCAAAGGAUUCCGGGAUGAAAGAAGGGCCCUGACGCCCCUGUCCCGGCCGCCCGGGCCUGCCGCCCCGCGGGGGAGCCUCCCGGGGGCCCGCGCAGGCUUCGGCCCAGCAGCGCCGCUGUCCCGCCCGGAGGCCCCGGGGGAGCCGAAGGGCGCGGGGAGGCCCGGGUUGCGGGGGCAGGGCGCGGCCCCCGAGAGGCCCGCCGGCCCGAGGCCUAGCCGGCGCCCCCCCCUCGCCCCACACCCCCAUCCCGGCCCGCGCAGGCCGCGCCGUUCGCCCCGCUCCGGUCCCAGCUGGACCCCCGCCCGGCCGCCGGCCGUCGCUGCCCGUGGACGCCCCCCAGGUCCCCGGGCCCUGAGCCCCCGCCACCCCGGCGCUGGCCCCUCUCACCCUUUCAUUCUCUGCCCGGGGCCUGGCGCGGGCCGGCGAAUCCCCGGCCUCACAUCAGAGUGAGAGGCGCUGGCAAUGGACUAGGAAGCUCGGCUGCCGCUGCUACUGCUCCCCCCUGGGCUCCGGCGAGAGCCUUUCCCUGUCAAGCAAGAGGGGUGAGGAUCAUAUUUUUAUUUUGGAAACUAAAAAGUGCUCCCAGGGUCGGUGAUUAUUAAGGGGAAAUCCCUGAAUAUACUCUCCAGCCAAGAAGGCAGGGCUGCCGGGGCUGCACAAGAAGAGGCAGCAGCCUCCUACAGCACCACUACAGGCACUGCGAGGACAUAACACCAGAGAGCAGCUCCUCUGCCCUCCGAAACGACAACUUUCCUACCAUCUUGGAGGCAGAGGAAAGGGGGGGCCGGGGGGAAAAGUGCACCCGCUCCCGAUAAAGUACAAAUUUCUACCUCUCAUCUCUGGAAAAAGGUCCACACCGGCCGUCUACAACCGGCGCCUGGGGGAAAAAAGCGGGCAAGAAACUGGGGGUGCUUGAGAAACGUUUGCAUUUGCACCAGGGGGAAAAAUGUUUCUGCAUCUUCAGAUGGAAAGAAAUCUUUACAAGACACAGGUUUUCCGAUCUAAGUUCUGGGUCUGGUGGUCAGUUUAUAAAUUUGGACUUUAAGAGACUUUAUAGCCACUUUAUCUUUGUCUUCUUAUACAUUUGUGUAUAGAAAAUAUUUAUGUCUCCUUAUAUUAUAUAUAAGAAUUUGUGUUAUAUAGCCUUCUCCAAACUGAGAUUGCUGGAAGACAAUUGUAAAGGGAUGUCUUUUGUCUCCUUUUCUCAAAGCAAUGUAAAUAAAACCUAUUGACAAUCCAGAAAGGCAAGAUAGAGCAGUUUAUUUUUCACAGUGCAAAUUAAGGCAGAGAUCACUGGGGGGUUAAAUACAACUUAAGUGUAACUGACCACGUUUCUGGAAAAAAUCCUAAUGCUGUUAUGUUCUGCCCAUGAAGAAAGGUUACUGUAAAACUGGAAAUAGAUUUUAAAGACAGCAUUAGAUUUUCUUAAAGAAAAAUUGCUUAUUUAGAAUUAUACCAGGCAUUUAAUUUUUUUUUUUAUUUUGUUCCUUUAAGGUUCAGAUCUUUGGUGCAUUACACAUACUGCUGUCCACUUUUUGAGAAAUAUGUCAAUUUUUGUUACAGUUGACAUGUUCAGAACUUCCAGUGUGCUGUCAAACUGUAUAAAAUACUUUUAAUAUUUUGCAAUGAA